This is a messenger RNA of Merops nubicus (carmine bee-eater), 637 nucleotides long. It is a transcript of the gene SUB1, whose product is annotated as SUB1 homolog (S. cerevisiae). The transcript has 4 exons. The record is from RefSeq and is a predicted model, not a curated record. The coding region runs from base 2 to 382 and encodes 126 amino acids. Gene Ontology annotation, biological process: positive regulation of transcription initiation by RNA polymerase II. Lineage: Eukaryota; Metazoa; Chordata; Aves; Coraciiformes; Meropidae. Gene Ontology annotation, molecular function: transcription coactivator activity; DNA binding. Gene Ontology annotation, cellular component: transcription regulator complex; nucleus.
AAUGCCCAAAUCAAAGGAACUUGUGUCUUCAAGCUCAUCUGCCAGUGAUUCAGAUAGUGAAGUUGACAAAAAGGCAAAGCGGAAAAAGCAAGCAGCGCCAGAAAAGCCUGUAAAGAAACAAAAGACUGGUGAAAGUUCAAAAGGUGCAGCUUCUUCUAAGCAAAGCAGUAACAGAGAUGAAAAUAUGUUUCAGAUUGGCAAAAUGAGGUAUGUCAGUGUUCGUGACUUUAAAGGGAAGGUUUUAAUUGAUAUAAGAGAAUAUUGGAUGGAUCAAGAAGGCGAAAUGAAGCCUGGCAGAAAAGGUAUUUCUUUAAAUCCAGAACAGUGGAACCAGCUGAAGGAACAGAUAUCUGAUAUUGAUGAUGCAGUAAGAAAACUGUAAAGACAAAGCCAUGCCGAAAUGUUUAUCAUUUUUGUUGUUACAAGUGGUCUUUUUACAUUGGCUUUUGUUUUCUAAAAUAUUGUUUUCCAAGCUAUUGUAUAUUUGGAUUGCAAAACAAUUUGUAAGAUGAAUACUUUUUUUAUGUGCAUUAAAAGUGUAUUCUGAGUGAGGCUAUUUGUGUAUACUUUACUAAAAGGAAAUGUGUUGCUCUCACAUCAUGGUGUAAAAUAAACCAGUCAAAUAAUAUGUAAAGCA